Messenger RNA from Mangifera indica (mango), 1149 nucleotides. Its product is annotated as kinetochore protein SPC24 homolog. The record is from RefSeq and is a predicted model, not a curated record. Gene Ontology annotation, biological process: regulation of chromosome segregation. The transcript has 5 exons. Lineage: Eukaryota; Viridiplantae; Streptophyta; Magnoliopsida; Sapindales; Anacardiaceae. The coding region runs from base 213 to 845 and encodes 210 amino acids.
AAAUCCCUCACAAAACGCAGCUAGUGCUUCUCACUUCUCAUCCCAAACGGUUCACUGUUCAAUAGAUCUCUAAAUCAGACUCGCACGUACACAUCUACGCUUUGCGUUAAAUUGAAGAUGUUUCUGUCUCUUCAAAUUAUUUUUCUGGUUCAAUUCUGACAAAAGAAGCACAAAUAGAAAUUGGACCGAAAGAUCAGUAGUACUGCCUUCAAAUGGAGGGAAUAACAAGAACGAUCGAUGUGGAGAAGCUGUUUUGUUAUAGCGACGAUUUGGUUGAAGUGUUGAAGGACAGAAAGGAUCUUAACAGCUUGACUCAGUGUUUGGAUCACUCCAAGUCACUUCACUCCUCUUGUGAAGCUGAUUUCAACUCGGUUCUCAACUCCAUUCAAGAUUAUGAGAAAAAGAUUGAAGUUUGCAAGCAGAAAACAGAGCGGGCAAAAUCUGAAGUUGCUGCUGAAGCUGAAGUGGACCAUCUACAGAAGGAGCUGGAAGAGGAGCUUGAAAAAGAACGCGCACUCCAGGAGGAACUUAGAGCUAUCUCCAAUGAAAUUAAAGGUUUAGAACGUGAAAGGAUUGCAAUUGAAGAACAAAAGCGAGCCUGCAAAAAAUCUGAGAAGGACAAACUUAGGGUGCAGAUGAAGCUGUCAAUGUAUGCAUCAGUCACAAAUAUCAUCCCAAACUUGGAUGAUCAAUCUAAAAUUUCAGGCUGUAUCCUGCUGUUUCUUCUUUUAAAAAAUAUAGUGGAUAGGAGUAAAAAUGUGAUUGAGAAGUUUGAAUACGACCCAGCAAAGAUGACAACAUACGAUACAUGUGAUAACAUGUGGAAGACAAUAAAUUUGUGGUAGAUAUUUGACAUUCUUCCCUUCAGAAGACAGAUUUCAGCGAGUGUGUGAUAAUGCUUUCUUGUGUCCGUUUGUUUGCCUUGUGGUAUUUUUUUCUUUUCCUUCUGCAUUUUUGAAGCUGUAACUCAUUGUAGAACAUUAUCUUCCAUUUUGAUAGUGGGUUUCGGAUUACCGGCAUGUGCAGGAGGUGUGUGUUCGCUUAAUGUAUUCUGUGUAUAGUUUUAGAGAAUAUUAGGGCGGAAAUAUUCUUAUCAGGAAAGGUUAUGAACUAAGCUGAAAAAUGGAUGACAUUGAGGCAUUGUUAGCA